Messenger RNA from Penicillium angulare, 2586 nucleotides. Its product is annotated as decapping enzyme complex catalytic subunit DCP2. Gene Ontology annotation, cellular component: P-body; cytoplasm. Gene Ontology annotation, biological process: nuclear-transcribed mRNA catabolic process, nonsense-mediated decay; deadenylation-dependent decapping of nuclear-transcribed mRNA. Lineage: Eukaryota; Fungi; Ascomycota; Eurotiomycetes; Eurotiales; Aspergillaceae. Gene Ontology annotation, molecular function: RNA binding; 5'-(N(7)-methylguanosine 5'-triphospho)-[mRNA] hydrolase activity; manganese ion binding. The record is from RefSeq and is a predicted model, not a curated record. Bases 1 to 2586 code for a protein of 861 amino acids. The transcript has a single exon.
AUGAAAAUUUUGUUUACUGAUUAUUACUGUUUCAUCGUGGCAGGGCUGGAUGACUUAUGCGUCCGCUUCAUUAUCAACUUGCCCCGUGAGGAGCUCGAAUCUGUCGAACGAAUCUGCUUCCAGGUUGAAGAAGCGCAAUGGUUUUACGAAGAUUUCAUUCGCCCGCUCGAUCCCGGGCUGCCUUCACUCUCUCUGAAAGCUUUCGCACUCCGCAUUUUCCAACACUGCCCGCUCAUGUCGCAAUGGUCCCACUACCAUCACAUCACCGCAUUCUCAGAGUUUCUGGCCUACAAGACCCGUGUCCCUGUUCGAGGCGCAAUCUUGUUGAGCCAGGAAAUGGACGAGGUCGUGUUGGUGAAGGGUUGGAAGAAGGGGGCCAAUUGGAGCUUCCCGCGCGGCAAGAUCAAUAAAGGAGAGAAGGACCUGGAUUGCGCCAUACGCGAGGUUUACGAAGAGACAGGAUUUGAUGUGCGUGAGGCAAAUCUAGUACAAGAUGACGAUGCUGUCAAGCAUAUCGAAAUCUCUAUGCGCGAGCAGCACAUGAGGCUCUAUGUCUUUCGCGGUGUUCCCCGCGACACUUAUUUUGAACCUCGGACACGGAAGGAAAUCAGCAAAAUUGAAUGGUACAAGCUUUCGGACCUUCCCACACUCAAAAAGAAUAAGCAGGACGAGGGCCAGGCAUUAGCAAAUGCCAACAAGUUUUACAUGGUCGCACCUUUCUUACACCCACUAAAGAAAUGGAUCGCGCAGCAGAAGAGACUCGUUCCAAAGCCCCAGGGUAACGCAUUGGCCUCGCAGAUUGAAGGUUAUGUCUCAACGGACGAAAACGGGUUCCAAUCAAAUGGUGCAGGAACUCUAUCUACCAUUGCACAAGUUGUGCCAAGCGAUCUGCCUGAGGUGACCUCCGUACAAGACGUACAAGAUGCCUCAUCCCAUUUGAAAAAGAUGCUCAAUAUUGGCGAAGCUAUGCAGACUCGCAGUCCACCACUCAAUCAACCUACCCAGAGUGCUGUAGUAGACCAGUCGAAAUCGAAUGCUUUGCUUACACUGUUGCGACAGGGCUCGCAGAACUCUGUCCCUCAGGCCCAGAAUGUUCCUACACCCUCAGACACUCCCCAAACUGCACCUGCUAUGCCUCGACUAGACCAACCAGACCACCUUGCGCCAAAUUUCUUCCCUGGAUUUCCCCAGCAACAGCAGAGCUUGCCUCUGUCGAAUUUCAUGCAGCAAACAUCGCAGCAGCCUUACAGCAACGGACCGCAGCACUCAAACAUGCGUCCUUCUCCUCAACAUUCUUCGUUCUCUCCGAUGGCAAGUCAAUUAGAGCUUUCAGCGUCGCCUGCUAUGCAACGAGUUCAUCCAAUGCAAGCACAGACCUACCACCACAAUUAUCCUGCAUCCCACGCAAAUGGCCCGGUUCUUCAAAGACAAGGCCCAGCUCCUUUCCAGCAGACUGGUGACCCUCAUUUCUCUCAGCAGGCUCAGUCUCAAUCCAUGCAAGCUAUGGUGCCACCAGCGAGCAAAUUGCCUCCGCCAAAGCUUAACAGUCAUUCUCUUGCGUUACUGGGAGUUUUUAAGAAUGAAUCGUCCCAAGUACCAAAGAGUCCUCAAGUUUCUGUCAAUCUGGCAGCUCCAGCGCAGGCUCCCAAUCAAUUACGAAAGACAUCGCAGCAUCAAGAUAGUCUUCUGAAACUGUUCGGCGGAAAGCCACCUUUACACUCUCCUCAGCCUGUAGAGCUAUCUGGCCAUCCCGUUCCUCAGGCACCGGCUGCACCUGCAGAUGUUCAAAUUCUCCAGCGAGCCCCACAACAGGCCAAUUACCAGCCACAGCGUGUACCGAAUUCAGUCAAGCCUGGUCAAAUAUCGGGGACUGUACCCGGUCCCAUGAAUAUGCCACAGCUUGAGGCGAUUCCUAAGACAACGCCGAAGAAAGGACCGAAUAGCACCAACCGCAGGAACAACUCGUAUCGACGGGAUCACCAGCAGGCUCGACAAUUUUCAUCUCCUAUCACCAUAUUACCCCGUCCACAGCCAGCCAAAGAGGAUGCACCCUUGUCUGGACCUCGUGUUGAACAAACACAGCCUCAACAUCAGUCUUUUAUCACCCAACCACAAGCCCCUGAACCAGUGAAGCCUUUCCAGCCUCAGAUUUUACGGCGUCCUGAGAAGACAGAUUAUGAGAACCUGAUCACAGCUCCAGCAACGGAGAACAUUGGAAAUCCAGACACAUCUAUACAGACACAGGCAGCAGAGCUGGCUCCACAGAACAAUUUUGAUCGUCGACCCAGUCAGACACAUGCUCAAAAGGAGACUCUUUUGUCUCUAUUUGGUAAAUCAGCUCCGUCUCCUCCCCCCGCACCCGGUGCGCAACAGGACCAUCGGGCCACAGACACGAGUAACCCCUCGAUCGCAGCAACUGGUCUUGUUAGUCCUCUUUCGUCUCGUCAUGUUCCUAGCAGCGGGGAAUCUCUUUCACGUCGUGGCACCCCUUCAGAGAUUGACAUAGUUCCUAAUCGCAUUGCAUCACCAAAUAACAAGGCGUUUCUUCUCGGGUAUCUGCAGGGUGUUGCAAAGGGCAACAAAUGA